Ceraceosorus bombacis is the source of this 1981-nucleotide messenger RNA. NCBI's taxonomy places the organism in Eukaryota, Fungi, Basidiomycota, Exobasidiomycetes, Ceraceosorales, Ceraceosoraceae. The record is from the annotation of a GenBank genome assembly.
AUGUCGCUCCCGUCGCGAGUAAUCCAAAAGGCAUGCAGAGCCACUUCUUCCACUGCUCCCCUUCGUCAAGCGGCAAGUCGUGCGAGCUGCUCCAUCGCCACCAGAGGUUAUGCUACUGCUUCGCCCCCCAAUCAAGCCAGCGUCGUGCCAAACGUUCAGCCAGAGGUACGCGCAGGUAGAGGAAGUAUCCAACGUGCCAACAAAGGUGAGUAGCAAAUACCCAGAUGGGAGUCAUUUACGCUUUCUCAGAUGCAGGACUAAUUGCUUUAUUCUUUCAAUGCUCCGCAGAAUUCAGCGAGCUGCUCGCCACAGCGCAACCAGGCAGCAGCGCCAAGCGACCCAUCUAUCUGGAUGCACAAGCUACGACGCCAGUGGACCCCAGAGUUCUCGACGCGAUGCUCCCCUUCUUGACGAACCAAUACGGCAACCCUCAUUCGAGAACCCAUGCCUAUGGUUGGGAAUCAGAGGCUGCCGUAGAGGAAGCCCGCGAACACGUCGCCAAACUUAUUGGCGCAGAUAGCAAAGAGAUCAUCUUCACUUCCGGAGCCACCGAGAGCAACAACAUGAGCUUGAAAGGCGUUGCUCAUUUUUAUGGUUCAAAGAAGAAGCACAUCAUCACUACUCAGACGGAGCACAAGUGCGUGCUGGACUCCGCUAGAAAAUUGCAGGAGGAAGGCUUCGAAGUCACCUACUUGCCAGUGCAGGAGGAUGGUCUGAUCUCUUUGGAGCAAUUGGAGGCUGCUCUGCGACCCGACACGGCCGUAGUCAGCAUCAUGGCAGUGAACAAUGAGAUCGGCGUGAUUCAGCCGCUGAAGGAAAUCGGUGCGCUUCUCAAAACAAAAGGAGCAGCCCUGGCCAAAGAGCAUGGACUUUCGGGCAAGCCGCUCUUCCACACUGAUGCAGCGCAGGCGGCAGGCAAGAUUGAUCUGGAUGUCGACGCCCUCGGCAUAGAUUUGAUGAGCCUGUCUUCCCACAAGAUCUACGGACCAAAGGGCGUUGGCGCUUGUUACGUACGAAGGCGGCCUCGUGUCAGACUUGAGCCCAUCAUCAGUGGUGGUGGACAAGAGAGAGGAUUGAGGAGUGGCACCCUGGCACCGCACCUCACUGUUGGUUUCGGUGAGGCGGCCAGACUUGCCAAGCAAGAGAUGAAGGUGAGCCGCGCGUCCCUAUUGCUUCUAGUCCGCAAUGAUGAAGUCAAAGCACCGCCUGGAACAAAUCGUAGCUGCUUCAUCCUCGAGAACAAGUUCGUUCUGCUGGGGUUGCGAUGUACUCUGCGAUGCUCUUCUGGGGCGAUCUGCAAUCUCGAGAUGGGCGCUGCGCUGGUUGGCAGGUAGCGGACGCUUUCGUCGAUCUUGCCGACCGACAGAGCGAAUGACUGCGCGUGCAGGGGUCUUGAGCGGUUGUACGGCGCAGGAUGUUGGAGGUUGAAAUCUUGACUGACAUGCAACCCGCCUUGAUACGCCUUGACGACAGUACGACCACGCGCAUAUUUCUGCUCUGGCGGAUUACCUGAAGAAGACGCUUAUGGAUGCUAUCCCCUACGUGCUCGUCAAUGGAUCUGCAGACCAAUCUAAGCACUACCCAGGCUGCACAAAUCUUUCGUUCCAAUAUGUUGAGGGGGAGUCGCUGCUCAUGGCGCUCAAGGAUAUCUGCCUCUCUUCUGGAUCCGCCUGCACGAGCGCAUCUUUGGAACCCAGCUACGUUCUUAGAGCGCUUGGUCUGGACGACGAGAACGCGCAUUCCAGUCUCAGAUUCGGUAUUGGUAGAUUCACCACUCAAGCAGAAGUCGACUACGUGGCUGAGAAGAUCAUCACGGUCGUCGAGAGGCUUCGUGAAAUGUCGUGAGUAUUACAUACCGGUUUGACGUCGCUUGUGUGCGAAUUUGGUGCUGACACUUUCACUCACCCCAUCCUCUCGCAGACCUCUGUAUGAAAUGGUGCAGGAGGGCAUUGACCUCAAGUCUAUCCAGUGGAGCGGCUAG